Oncorhynchus masou masou (cherry salmon) is the source of this 5952-nucleotide messenger RNA. RefSeq names its product P2Y purinoceptor 3. Gene Ontology annotation, biological process: cellular response to pyrimidine ribonucleotide; phospholipase C-activating G protein-coupled receptor signaling pathway. The record is from RefSeq and is a predicted model, not a curated record. Gene Ontology annotation, cellular component: plasma membrane. Gene Ontology annotation, molecular function: G protein-coupled ADP receptor activity; G protein-coupled UTP receptor activity; G protein-coupled UDP receptor activity. Bases 961 to 2088 code for a protein of 375 amino acids. The transcript is spliced from 3 exons. NCBI's taxonomy places the organism in Eukaryota, Metazoa, Chordata, Actinopteri, Salmoniformes, Salmonidae.
AUUAUUUUUAUUAAUUUUUUAAUGUCGGUGGGAGAAGUAAGGUUAUUGUGGUAUAAUUUAAGAUACUCCGUUCCUUUUUCAGGAAGCUGGAACAUAAAGAGGACAGUUGGUCCAUGGAUCUUCCUGUUUUAAUUCUAACUGUCAUUAUUGCUCAAGCAGCAUUGUGCAAUAUUUCAUUCUUUCAACACACACACACACACACACACACACACACACUGCUAUAUUGCAUAUAAAUAAUCCACGUCAUAAGCAAGGCUCAUUCAGCUGAUUUUUUCAAGUUGAUUACAUAGAGAGCUCUGAUGUACUUAGUGUGUUUGAUUUAAGACGGCUGACAUUUCAAGCAGCUUUAAUAUUUCUGAAGCGAUUUACAUUUGGGCACUAAUGAAACACAAAUUUAUUGCGCCAGAGUUUAGAUGAAGUUAUUGUUUAAACAGGCGAAGUGGCCUAUAGAAGGAUGCAGCAGAGUACAGUCCACAUGUCUGGUCUGGUAUUUUUAUUAAUACACAGACAUCUGUAAGUGGAUAUUAAUGACGGAAGCAGACCACUCUUCUUGGCUUACCAAUCGAUGUGAAAACAUAAGCUGUUUCGGGAAUAUUAUGACAACACUUAUCAAAUGGUUUUUUUAUGUACAUUUCUAUAAAACUGGUUCAGUUUGUUCCACUGAUUAUCACCCGUUCAUGUGAACUGUACUUGCUUGCCUCAAGGUGUGCCAGGGGGUUGUCUUUUCAAAACCAUGCUGACACCUCACAAACACAACUCACACAACCCCACACACAUGCAGCGUCCGGAUGUGCUUGAGCCUGUACCUACAAAACUUGUGCAACUGCAAUGAAAAUAAACCAAACUAUGACUACUCUGGGAUCUUUCAAUCAACUCUAACACUAGAAUCCAUAGAAUAUUUUCGUUCUGAAGACUUUGCAGUGGUUGUUGUUGUUAUGAUGAGAAUGUGAAGCUGUUGCCAUGUCAAUAUCCUCUCUAGAAGUGUUCUCUACGGAACCAUUCCUAAAUGGAACAUUCACAGCAGAAGGUUCCUCCUCUGGACCAUACACAGAACCCCACUCGGAGGACAACCUUAUCGCCUUGGGCGACAACAAUGUCACAGGGUCAGACUGCACCUAUAAGGAGGAUUUUAAGCGCUUCCUACUUCCUGCCAUCUACAGUGUGGUCUUCCUGAUUGGUCUGCCUCUGAAUGGAGUGGUCAUCCUGAAGAUCUGGAGGUCACGACCCAACCUGACCCGGAGCAACGUCUACAUGCUCAACCUGGCCACGGCUGACUUCCUGUAUGUGAUGUCACUACCUCUGCUCAUCUACAACUACGCCAAUCAUGACUACUGGCCCUUUGGAGAGCUGGCCUGCAAACUGGUCCGCUUUCAGUUCUACAGUAACCUGCAUGGCAGUAUACUGUUCCUGACCUGUAUCAGCCUCCAGCGCUACGUGGGCAUCUGCCACCCUAUGGCCGGCUGGCACAAGCAGGGGGGUCGCAGGCUGGCAUGGGUGGUGUGUGGGGGUGUGUGGCUGGUGGUCGUCGUCCUCUGUGCCCCCACGUUCCACUACGCCUCCACAGGAACACAACGCAACCGCACCGUCUGUUACGACCUGAGUCCCCCGGAGCACUCGGCUGACUACUACCCCUAUGGGAUGGCUCUGACCUGCCUGGGCUUCCUGUUGCCUUUUAUGGGCGUGGUGGCGUGCUACUGUCGCAUGGGUCGCCUCCUCUGCCGCCCGCCGUCCUAUCAGGGUGUUAACAUGGCCGCCUCAAUGGAGAAACGGGACAAGGCGGUGAAGAUGAUAAUCAUUGUGGUGACGGUGUUUGCUGUGAGCUUCCUGCCGUUCCACCUUACUAAAACCAUGUACCUGUUGGUACGAACCUUAUCAGAUGCUCCGUGUGCGACACGGAACCUGUUCUCAGUGAUCUACAAGUGCACCAGGCCAUUCGCCAGCAUGAACAGCGUUCUAGAUCCUAUACUGUUCUAUUUCACACAGCCGCGGUUCCGCAGGAGCACCAGAAUACUGGUCACCAAGAUCACCACUCUCAGAGACCGGGAACCAAGAUGUGAGAAAGUGAAAAACCUCACCAAGAACCCUUGAUUAUUUAGGACCCAUGUUUAACUCAAAGCUCAUUCAAUGGAAACUCACUUUGAAACAAAAUAACUAAGGUGUGUGUGUGUGUGUGUGUGUGUGUGUGUGUGUGUGUGUGUGUGUGUGUGUGUGUGAACAUCCAUAGUCCACAGUUGUAUUACACCUAGAUCUAUAGUCCACAGUUGUAUUACACAUAGAUACAUGGGUUUUUGGGUACUUAGAACCCACCCAGAACCCUCAUUGACUUCUGCUCUGCCAGCAUGUGAACAAGCCAGUGUGUUUGCUAAAAUGCAUGAAGUAGUCAGCCACAACACUGCGUUUGGUUGCCAUAGUAUUAUGUAAUGCAUCCUGUAUGUCUGUUUAGUAUAUGAGCCACUAGGUGGCGUGUGUUACCUACAUGUCCCAUGGCCUUAAUUAUAAUCCACCCCAAACCACACAUUCCUAUGAUUAACAGUGCAUAACACUAAUAUAAGAAAACAAUAUACACUGCUCAAAAAAAUAAAGGGAACACUAAAAUAACACAUCCUAGAUCUGAAUGAAUUAAAUAUUCUUAUUAAAUACUUUUUUCUUUACGUAGUUGAAUGUGCUGACCACAAAAUCACACAAAUGUAUCAAUGGAAAUCAAAUUGAUCAACCCAUGGAGGUCUGGAUUUGGAGUCACACUCAAAAUUAAAGUGGAAAACCACACUACAGGCUGAUCCAACUUUGAUGUAAUGUCCUUAAAACAAGUCAAAAUGAGGCUCAGUAGUGUGUGUGGCCUCCACAUGCCUGUAUGACCUCCCUACAACGCCUGGGCAUGCUCCUGAUGAGCAUGCCGGGCCAGUCCAUAGCAUCAAUGCCUUCCUCUUGCAGGAACUGCUGACACACUCCAGCCACAUGAGGUCUAGCACUGUCUUGCAUUAGGAGGAACCCAGGGCCAACCGCACCAGCAUAUGGUCUCACAAGGGGUCUCAUCUCGGUACCUAAUGGCAGUCAGGCUACCUCUGGUGAGCACAUGGAGGGCUGUGCGGCCCCCCAAAGAAAUGCCACCCCACACCAUGACUGACCCACCACCAAACCGGUCAUGCUGGAGGAUGUUGCAGGCAGCAGAACGUUCUCCACGGCGUCUCUAGACUGUCACGUCUGUCACAUGUGCUCAGUGUGAACCUGCUUUCAUCUGUGAAGAGCACAGGGCGCCAGUGGCGAAUUUGCCAAUCUUGGUGUUCUCUGGCAAAUGCCAAACGUCCUGCAUGGUGUUGGGCUGUAAGCACAACCCCCACCUGUGGACGUCGGACCCUCAUACCACCCCCAUGGAGUCUGUUUCUGACCGCUUGAGCAGACACAUGCACAUUUGUGGCCUGCUGGAAGUCAUUUUGCAGGGCUCUGGCAGUGCUCCUCCUUGCACAAAGGCGGAGGUAGGUCCUGCUGCUGGGUUGUUGCGCUCCUACGGCCUCCUCCACAUCUCCGGAUGUACUGGCCUGUCUCCUGGUAGCGCCUCCAUGCUCUGGACACUACUCUGACAGAGACAGCAAACCUUCUUGCCACAUCUCGCAUUGAUGUGCCAUCCUGGAUGAGCUGCACUACCUGAGCCACUUGUGUGGGUUGUAGACUCCGUCUCAUGCUACCACUAGAGUGAAAGCACCGCCAGCAUUCAAAAGUGACCAAAACAUCAGCCAGGAAGCAUUGGAACUGAGAAGUGGUCUGUGGUCACCACCUGCAGAACCACUCCUUUAUUGGGGGUGUCUUGCUAAAUGCCUAUAAUUUCCACCUGUUGUCUAUUCCAUUUACACAACAGCAUGUGAAAUGCAUUGUCAAUCAGUGUUGCUUCAUAAGUGGACAGUUUGAUUUCACAGAAGUGUGAUUGACUUGGAUUUACAUUGUGUUGUUUAAGUGUUCCCUUUAUUGUUUUGAGCAGUGUGUAUAUAUAUAUAUCUAUAUAUAUUUUUUUUUUAACAAAUAUUUCAUUUUUAGCUAUUUGAAAAUCGAUGUGGAAUCUUUUGCAGCUCAAGUCAACUACAAAACAUGCAAUGCUCUCUUUCUGGGCUAGCUAGCAAACGUGGCUACACACAGCAAUAGCAAAGUCAAUAUCAGCAUGUAAAGUAGCUAGUUGGCUGUAAAAUCACCUAAUCAAACUACUAUCAAUUUAGGAGUAUAUCUCACUAUUCAGUUUGCAGUUCCUCUUUGCCCAGAGUGAGUACAGAAUACGUUGUUAUGGCAACAAUGAUCCAUGGUUUCAACAAUGAUCCACGUUUCCCCACAGGCACACAGUAUGCAUUGCAAGAUGGUACUUGAAGGACAAAACUGAGUUGAAUAAAUUGGUACAAUGUUUUAGAUUGAGCAUAUCUAAGUUAAAUGUGUACUUUGUCAUGAUAUUUGCCCGAAAAGCCGGUCUUUGGAGGAUAUAUUGACACGGGUGUUGUUAGGCCCGAGACACUGGCUAUGAGGGAAUUAUUGAAACAAUGUUGCAAAUGUUGGAGAUAGAGACAGCAAGGUUUAUACAAAUCUAUGCUGUUGAAAACUAAAUGUUAUUCUAAAAGAAAUGUGAGAAUGUCUAAAUGCUUUUUUAUAGUGGAGAUGAAGUUUAUACAUUUCCUGGCUGGGUAGAUGAGACAGUGGAUUGCGCAGUGAGAUGGAACAGAGUAAAUCGGCAUUUUAACGUCAUAGAUUUAGCCAGUGGUAAUUUGCGGAAUAGACACCGGCUGGAAUGCGGUUUUAACCAAUCAGCAGUCAGGAUCAGACCCACCCGUUAUAUAUGUAAAUGAGUGGAUGCGCUCUAGACAAGUAUACCCAUACUAUCUAUUGGCCGACUUGGUGAUCUAGAUUGCAGGUAAUUGUUUUUAAAAGCUUUUAUGAAACGUGAUGAGAACCAUCUAGCUAUGACGCGUUCCUACACGAUUUCCUGAUUUCACAGACUGACCACUUCCAAGUUAAAUCACUAGGAAAUGUUUUCUUUGACCUACCGAUAGAACACAUGCUUUCACCAAAUUGACCAGAGUUUCAUAAAAAAAAAUAUAUAUAUAUAUAUAUAUAUAUAUUCUGGGGUUGGAUUAUCCUUCUGAAAUUGACUGUUUCAACUGUGGUGUGCUGUUUCUUGUGUGUACUGUACCUUUCCUAUCUAAUAGGUAUUUAGACAUAUUUUAAAAGUGAGAAUGUCUGAGACAAACAUUUUAAAUGUCUUGAAAUAAGCACUUGUAUGCAUGACAACGUGUCCCUGGCAUGUAGAUGUAUACUGAUGCUUUGUGGUCUAAUUCACUGCUCAAUAGUUUUGCCACUACAUGAUGAGGUCUAGUUUUCUUUUAGUUAAAUGUUGCUUAAUGUGUUUUGUUUUUCUGUUAUUUUUUUCAAACCAUGGCCUUGUACAUAAGUCUCCAAGAGGAUAUCACAGGACUGCCAGAUCCGCUGUUGUUCCUGUCAGAAGAUUGGAUUACUCAAUUACUCAAUACCACAAAUUAUUGGCUUGUUUUGGUCAAAUGUGAGUGACAGCUGAUGUUUUUGUUCCUAAGUCUGUCUGGAAUGUGUGUUGUGUUUGUUUAACCUCUUCCUUAGCUUAAGGCCCUUAAUGAAGUGAUAUGUUUUAUGUGGGGCACAUGUCUGAAUGGGUCUAAUAGGAACCAAGGUAGAUGUCAGAUGCUCUUCUUGGAGCGGAUAUAUUUGAGUCAGUGUAUUUUUUUGUUUUACAGUGAAGUCUUAUUUUUAUAACAUAAAGAGAUCUGAAUUAUAUUUUUGUUAAAACUAAUUUGUAUUUCUUCACUUAUGUUAGUACAUGUAUUUAUUAGUUGUGCUGUUUCAUACAUGCUCAUGCCUCUGCUUUGUAGAUGGCCUCUUCAAUUAACAAGCCUGUUGACACUGUAAUAAACUUGCUGUUGUCAAUAAAGAUUACAUGUAUCAACCAAA